CACCCUGCCUUUGUUAGUGUUGCUCGGGGUUGUUUGUGGUGGUGGGUGUGAAAGAGACGGACGUGGGCUUGUUUUUCUAGUCGCUGACUAUCUGAAGAUUUAGGGCUCCUUGCUGAUCUUUGGGGAGGGAGGAGGAACAAAUGCCUGCCAGGUCUCACACCUACAGUAGCUUUUGUUUAUUCAGGCACAUGCGAUUUAAAAAAGAAAAGAAAAGCACCGUGCAAGAUAAUCAGUAAGGAGCUUUCCUUCUGAAAAUCCAGGCCUGUCUCAGAACCGUCUCCAGAGAAAGCAUCGUUUUUUGUGGUGUAUCAUUUGUGUAAUACAGCAAGUCUUGGGAAGCUGUAGGCGGGGUCCUGAGACGAUUUUCUGGAGGUGGGUGAUGCCAGAGGCUCCCGUAGACCCAGACAGGAUCAAGUUUCUUCUGAGGGUGCUGAUUUAGGAUUACUUUAUAGCACACUAGGAAUGGUAAUUUCCACUUUUCAGGACUGCAGACUAAGAAGCUAAAGAGAAGCCUGUGUAAAUAACUGGCGCUGCUCCUGCUGUCUUUUUGCACUUGGAGACCCUUUUGUUUCACAUACCUGAGGAGUUUUUAACUAGUGCAGUCACUAUGAAUGUGACAAGUUUAUUUUCCUUCACAAGCCCAGCUGUGAAGAGACUUCUUGGGUGGAAACAGGGUGAUGAGGAAGAAAAGUGGGCAGAAAAAGCUGUUGAUGCUCUCGUGAAAAAACUGAAGAAAAAGAAAGGUGCCAUGGAGGAACUGGAGAAGGCCUUGAGCUGCCCGGGGCAGCCGAGUAACUGUGUCACCAUUCCCCGCUCGCUGGAUGGCAGGCUGCAGGUCUCCCACCGAAAGGGACUGCCUCACGUCAUCUACUGCCGCGUGUGGCGCUGGCCUGAUCUUCAGAGCCACCAUGAACUGAAACCACUGGAGUGCUGUGAGUUUCCUUUUGGUUCCAAGCAGAAGGAGGUCUGCAUCAACCCCUACCACUACAAGCGAGUAGAAAGCCCUGUUCUUCCUCCAGUGCUGGUUCCAAGACACAGCGAAUAUAACCCUCAACACAGCCUCCUGGCUCAGUUCCGGACCUCGGGACAGAAUGAGCCUCACAUGCCGCUCAACGCCACCUUCCCGGAUUCUUUCCCGCAACCCAGCAGCCACCCAUUUCCUCAUUCCCCGAACAGCAGUUACCCAAACUCUCCUGGAAGCAGCAGCAGCACCUACCCUCACUCUCCUACCAGCUCAGACCCAGGCAGCCCUUUCCAGAUGCCAGCUGAUACGCCUCCACCUGCCUACUUGCCUCCUGAAGACCCCAUGACCCAGGAUGGCUCUCAGCCAAUGGACACAAAUAUGAUGGCACCCUCACUGGCCUCCGAAAUCAAUAGAGGAGAUGUUCAGGCAGUUGCUUAUGAGGAACCAAAACACUGGUGCUCUAUUGUCUACUAUGAGCUCAAUAACCGUGUGGGUGAAGCGUUCCAUGCCUCCUCCACAAGCGUGUUGGUGGAUGGCUUCACUGAUCCUUCCAACAAUAAGAACCGCUUCUGCCUUGGGCUGCUCUCCAACGUUAACCGAAAUUCCACUAUUGAAAACACCAGGCGGCAUAUUGGAAAAGGAGUUCAUCUUUACUACGUUGGAGGGGAGGUGUAUGCCGAAUGCCUCAGUGACAGCAGCAUCUUUGUGCAAAGUCGGAACUGCAACUACCAUCAUGGAUUUCAUCCCACUACUGUUUGCAAAAUCCCUAGUGGCUGUAGUUUAAAAAUUUUUAACAAUCAAGAAUUUGCUCAGUUACUGGCACAAUCUGUGAACCAUGGUUUUGAAACAGUCUAUGAGCUCACAAAAAUGUGCACCAUACGCAUGAGCUUUGUGAAGGGCUGGGGAGCAGAAUACCACCGCCAGGAUGUUACCAGCACCCCCUGCUGGAUUGAGAUCCAUCUGCACGGCCCACUCCAAUGGUUGGAUAAAGUUCUCACCCAAAUGGGUUCACCUCACAAUCCUAUUUCGUCGGUGUCUUAAAUGGCCUUAGGCUUCUGCUUCUUAAAAACUAUUGAGCCUUGCAUGUACUUGAAGGAUGGGUGAGUCAGACACGAUGGAGCGCUGACAAAGGAGCCUUGAUAAUACUUGACCUCUGUGACCAACUGUUGGAUUCAGAAAUUUGAA
Molecule: messenger RNA, 2149 nt
Organism: Octodon degus (degu)
Lineage: Eukaryota; Metazoa; Chordata; Mammalia; Rodentia; Octodontidae
Gene: Smad1
Product: SMAD family member 1
Exons: 8
Coding region: 608-2005 (465 amino acids)
Biological process (GO): anatomical structure morphogenesis; BMP signaling pathway; regulation of transcription by RNA polymerase II
Cellular component (GO): heteromeric SMAD protein complex
Molecular function (GO): RNA polymerase II cis-regulatory region sequence-specific DNA binding; DNA-binding transcription factor activity, RNA polymerase II-specific; I-SMAD binding
Source: RefSeq, a predicted model, not a curated record